AUGUACUAUUAUCAGGUUCAAUCAGCAUCGACAAGAGACGAAGUAAUUCCAACAUGGCUUCAAGAGUUAGUAGGAGGACCACUUUCAGAAACAAUCUCGUGGCCAAUGUAUUGCACUCGCGGGUAUGUAUUCAAGAGAAGAACACAGUUCAACAAUAGGCAGACUGUGAACGACGGGGUGUAUUGCACUCGCGGGUAUGUAUUCAAGAGAAGAACACAGUUCAACAAUAGGCAGACUGUGAACGACGGGGUUGUCGUGCAUACGACGGAUGUCGACUACUAUGGUGUGCUAGAAGACAUUUUAGAGGUGGAGUAUCCUGGAUACAUAAACUUGAAAUGUGUCCUUUUCAAGUUUCACUGGUAUGAUCCUACGAGUAAACGUGGUGUUCGUCUUACGGAGUUAGGCGUUACCGUGAUUAACUCAAGUAGAAAAUUAAAUAAGUACGAUCCAUUUAUCAUUGCUUCUCAAGCCGACCAAGUGUGUUAUCUUCCAUAUCCUAGGGUGAGUCAAAUCAACAAUCCUUGGAUCACAGUUGCACAAGUUAAUCCUAGGGGACGAGUAGACGGUGUGAAGGACCACGAUCCAAUGCAACAAAAUUCUGCAGGAGUUACUAGUGUCAUCAAAAAUUCUCUUGAAAACACGAUAUUGGUGGACGUUGAAAAUCAGUUAUUUGAUAGCAUGGAUUUGGAAGGCGAUGCCAACGUGGGAGAAUUUGAGGACUCCAAUAACUCUAGUCCGUCAGACUACUCAUCAGAAUCUGAAUAG
This is a messenger RNA of Microthlaspi erraticum, 765 nucleotides long. The record is from the annotation of a GenBank genome assembly. Lineage: Eukaryota; Viridiplantae; Streptophyta; Magnoliopsida; Brassicales; Brassicaceae.